GAUGGUUAAAAAAAUCUUACAUAUAGAACUUUAGCAAGAUGCCUCAUAUUAGAGAUGCUUUAAGAAACAUGAUUAAAGAGUCAAAUAGCGAUUCUAUUUUUACUAAGUCAAGACAAAGACCAAAUAAAAUUAUGGCAUCCUCUUUAGAAGGCCCAAUUAAUGCAAGUAAGUACUCAUCUUGGUUUGUUCUCUAAAAUCAUAU
Molecule: messenger RNA, 202 nt
Organism: Moneuplotes crassus
Lineage: Eukaryota; Ciliophora; Spirotrichea; Euplotida; Euplotidae
Source: the annotation of a GenBank genome assembly